AUGGGGUUUCAGUGGGGUUCGAUGCUGGCGUAUGCAGAAAUGGAAUGCGAAUCACUCAUAGAUUUCAACAGCCCCUUGAAGAAGGGGAGUAAUAUGUUAGAUCCACUAGUUCCUCUUCCUCAGGCAAACAAUGUUCAAGAAAAUAUUGGUGCCUCAACUGUAGGAGAUAAUCCAUUUGAUAAUGUCAUUUUACAAAUAUGCAAACUUGAUGAUCCAUUUGAAAUUACUGAAAAAAAGGCACUUGAGCGCAACAAAAAUAAGCAGGUUUCUCAAAACAAAAUGGUUGAUCAGAAAGAGUCUAACAAAAAGGAACCAAACAUACAGAAAGAAGAAACAAAUAAUAGAUUAAAAUCUGGAUCUAAAAGUAAAUGUGGUUCACCUCAGUGCAAAUUGAGUUCUAGUUAUGAUGCUUCUAAUUUGAAGGUUUCCAGUACACCAGAAAAGAAACAAAAUAAGUCUCUCAAUGAAAAAUCACUGUCUGAAUCAUGUCUUAGCCCAACAAUUGGAAAACUUGACAGAAAAUUUUCAAAAUUAUAUUUAAGUGCCCAACUUGAUAAACAGCUUCUGGAUGAGAGUUCAAGAUGCAUGCUAUCUGCAGAUGAAGACACAUCUCUUUUAAAUGUUUCUAAAAUAGAGAGAUCGUGUGAUAAAUCAUUAAGAUCUCCCAUGAAUUUUCCUAAGGGGAAAGAGGAAGUCAAGGCCUUUGUGGCAAAUCGUAUUGAAAAAUGCAUUGAAAAAGCUCUUAAUGAUAGCAGAAGAUCUGUAAACAGUAGUUUUCAUCACAGAAGGUCAUUAUCAGCAACUUCAUUGUAUACAGGAUCUGCACUUCAUCCUGAAAAUCCAUAUAACUACAGUUUCUUAAGACCCACCUUAGAGCCAUCAAGUGCUGCUUCUAUGUAUAGAAAUCGCAGUUUCUCAAACCAUGAUUUACAUUCAUCAUUCAAUACAAAAAUGUGGGGAAGUCAGCACAAUAUUCUUGACGGAUAUUCUGGAGAAAUGUUAUCUAAUACAGCCAGUCGCUUUAAUACUGGAUUCAGGAAAAGCACUGCAACUUCAUCAAUGUAUUCAAGUUAUGGAAUUGGUGAUAUUGGUUUUCGGAGAAGCAUGACUUCUUUGUCAAGUUAUCGUCCAUCAAAUACUUCAAUUGCAAAUAUCUCAUGUCAGGGAAAUGGAGAUGAAAGUGUGUUUGUGAAAGAUGAUUUGGUUGUUAUGGGAGGAAAAUCAUCAACAUGUGUAUUUAUGGAAGCAAAGAAUUUAUCUUCUAUCAUACAAAGGCGAGCCACAGCUGAAGAUGAUGAACCUCUUGAAGCAGAUAUUAACUUUUUGACGGAUGACAACUUUCAAAUAGAGUUAGUAGAUUCUGACUCUUCCUGUUCAGAAUUCGACGAUGAUGAAGGGAAUUCUGAACAAAGGAAACCAAAACAAAAUUCUGAAAAAGGGCUGAAAGUGGAAGGUAGUAGUCCCUCAAACAUUGAAGACAUUCCAUCUGGUUCAAAUGUUCAUCCUCCGUUGUCUUGUGAGAAGAUAGCAGUGAUGGGUUUACAGUUGAGCUCUCAGACCAGAAAACCACGUGGUCCUUUGCUGGUCCCCCCUCCUCCGGUUCCAUUGGCCCCUGCUUCAAAUAACAGGAACCUGGUUCUCAAACCUAAAUCACAAGCUGAAAGUAAAGUUGGGAAGAGAGGCCCUAUGAAAGCUAUGAUUCCAGUGGGCAAUAUGAUGCGUCAGGAAGCAAGGAAAGAAAAUGUGCCAUCAAAACAAGUGAUUGGGCGAGUGCCUAAGGGUGAUCUUAAAUUGAUUCCCAAUAAUCUGAGAAAAAGUGAGUCAGCAAGAGAUAAAUUGCAGAAGGACAACUCUACUCCUGAUGGGGUUCUUCCUUUGGUAUCACCUGCAGUUGGGCUGCAGGUUUCCCACAUUGCCAAGGAUACCCCUGUAGAUCCUGCACGCAAACGUUCAAAGUCUGCUGGUACCACAGCUUCAGCAGGACCUGAAACAGAAUCUCACCUCACAACCACCCCAGCUAGAAAACCUACUCGUCAUGUUAGGUCGAAGAGUGGUCUUGCAAAUAGCGAACUUACCAGGAACAGUUUCGGAAAAAACAAGACGCAGUCCCCUGACCCCAUUUCUCCAGGACAGAUGCCUGUAUGCACUUCUACACCAUUGAAAUCGUUAACUAAAAACUCUCCAUCCCUCAAUCGAGCAAAGAAGCCAUCGCCAGUAAGAAAGUUGCUUCAAAAAGACAAUACUCACAUGGAGAAAGAAAACCGUCAACCUCGAUUGAUGGAACAGAAGCAACGUCUUUCUUGGAGAUCAAGAUCAUCUACAAGAAGAACAGAAGUUAAUUAGUUCAAGGGAUUGAAAGAUCUGUAUUGUCCUUAUGUAAUUAGUUCAUUCCACUAUUUUAUUUAUUUUUACUUAUGCUCUCUGAAUAAUUUUUCUUGCACAGUUAUAUAACUUAUGGCUUUUGACCUUUUACUGUACAAAUAGUUUUGAAAUUUUUAAAUAUUGAAUUGACUUCAAAACGUUCUCUACAUGAUUGAUCUCAAGAAAACCAUUAUUUCAAUUAAAGAACAUUUCAAUAAGAAUGUGCUUCAUUGAAUCUAUUUUUAUCUUAGUAUACACAAGACAAAUGACUUACAUUUUUGUUCCUUUGAACAUAUUUUAGACUAAUGGAGUUCAUUGUUACAUCUCGGUUAUUGAUUUAUUACUGUUGUUUCUUGCUUGCUUUUGUACAAGGGUCUUAGGAUUAAGUUUUUAAUUGCAUUUAAUGACUAUUUGACCUCACAAUUUCUAAAAAGAAAUCUUUUUACUUACAGCAUACAGUACUUUCUUGAUGUGGAAGGUAGAGGGAAUGGUAUGUGUAGAACAUUGAACAUUAUGUUGCUGGUAAAAAUAUUUUGAAAUAUGUUUUACAUAUACCACAAAUAAAAGUACUCGGGCUUAAUAAUAGGUUUGAUAGGUGUUUUAAAACAUCACAAGUUGAAUUUUAAAGUGCAGCUCAUUAACAGAUGUAAGUGAUGAUGAGAAAUGUGUGUACACGUCUAGUCAAACAGUGAUGCAUACUGAAGAAUUUGAGAUAAUAAUCUUGGAAGAUGCACUUGCACUAUGCACUUAAUGUGGUGACUGGGGGACAAAAUUAUAUUGGUUUUUAACUUAAUGUAAAUACAUACUUUUACACAAAAAAGUUGGUUUUAUUUCCCUAUGUGACCCUAAGUUAUUGUUCUCUCCAAGAAUUAACUACGUGAAGUUGUGCAUGAUUAAUAAAAUGUUUUUUAUAAAAUUUCUCUAAUAUUAUAAUAAAGCAUU
Molecule: messenger RNA, 3303 nt
Organism: Gryllus bimaculatus (two-spotted cricket)
Lineage: Eukaryota; Metazoa; Arthropoda; Insecta; Orthoptera; Gryllidae
Source: the annotation of a GenBank genome assembly